This is a messenger RNA of Emiliania huxleyi CCMP1516, 792 nucleotides long. RefSeq lists its product as hypothetical. The coding region runs from base 1 to 792 and encodes 263 amino acids. The transcript is spliced from 4 exons. The record is from RefSeq and is a predicted model, not a curated record. Lineage: Eukaryota; Haptophyta; Isochrysidales; Noelaerhabdaceae.
AUGUCGCUGCCGCUCGUGAAGGUGGCCUACUUUGUGGUUGAACGAGCCGCAGAGCCACUCUCAAACCGGCUCGAGGCGGCUGCCGCAAACAGCCCGCGGUUCCGCUCGCUGUGCGCCAGACUCGCCCGCGCCUACAACUCUCUCGACGCCAACAAGGAGGAGCGGCGGCGGGAGCGGCGGGAGCGGCUCUGGGCGGACGACGAGGCGAAGGCGGAGCGACGGCCUGUGGAUGCGGCGCCUGUCCUAUCCGAGCGGGAGGCAAUUGAGAGCGGCUGCGAGCUGCUCGGGCAGCUCGCGCUGCUGGUGCACCAAAGCCAGAGCGAGAGGCAGGAGGACGAGGCGAGGGAGCGAGCGGCGGAGGUGCGGGAGGAGAAGAUUGGGGCGCUCGAGCAGCUGGUGGAGAGCGAGGUGCAGGCGCGGAAGGCGCUCGAGCGGCGUCUCGAGGAGCUGCAGGCGCUCAUCCUCAUGGGAGGCCGGUGGUGGGAGCAGGAGGGGCGGAGCAUCGCCGAGGGAGGCGGCGGUGAGACGGUGCUCGCGCACGGGAGGCUCAACUGCGUGGCGCGUGAGAAGUCGCCCGAGGGCGCCGGCACGAAGUUCGAAAAGUCUCGGCUGGGCUGGCGGUGCAGGCACUGCCGGCAGGCCAAGAGCCACCACUCCAAAGGCGCCUGGGCCUUUUGCCGCGCCAUCACCACGACCGGCAAUCUCGCAAGCUCCGAGACGGAUGCGAGGCUUCAGAUAGCGCUGCUCAAGACCGCCCUGCGGCGGAGGAUGAGCAUCCAUCCGCAUUGGUGA